CUCCCUUUAAUUAUUAGGCUUCUCACCUCUCUAUAACCAGGAUUUUUUGGCUGGAUCACGACGUCCCUCCACCAAAUACCGGUUCGGUAGCUAAUUACUGGCACCUUUGCAACCCAAGAUAAAACUAUCUACCUGGGUCGCUACUAGGUACUAUCAAGAACGAACCAUCCAAGAACUUCCUAGAUCUGAUCGGUAUUAUGAGGGCCAGCGCUACCGUGUCCUUUUUUAUCGUCGCCUCGAUAAUUAUGGGCUUCGCAGCAGGCGGAUGCGUCUAUUUCGCCGUAUUCAUCAAUAAUGAGUUGCAUCCAUACUUCGACCGGCACAAUAUGGGGUUGUACUCAAGCCAAGUCCACGAAACUUUUAUCUAUCUUAUUAUCUCGGCUGUGUUGCUUUGGCUUAUGGAUCUGGGACUGCUCUUGAAAGUAAUCUUCGACGACUUUCAUCUUGGUUGCUCUCGAUUCCUCUUAGUAGCUGGCGAGUUCGUAGUUGCAUGUUUGGCGGCGAUGUCAAUGAAGAAUGGGUGGGGUUGGUGGGCGUACUUCGAUGCGGCAGAAGGUCUUGACCACUUGACGAAAAUAUGCCAUUGGCUAGCUGGCAUAUGCACAGCAAAUAUGGUGGUAAUGAUCCUCUUGGCAGGGGUCGUCCUUUUGGGAGUCAACCAUAACUAGCUGGAAAUGCUCAUGGGUUGAUUUGGAACUAUAGAAUUGUCGACUGGGUUCACUAAGUUCUCGGGAGUAUGUUGGGAUGAGGCAGAGAUAUUGUUCCUUGCUCCUGGAAGAAUCGUGUUAUCACUCAUUAACCAGAUUAACUAAGGAUACCAAUGUCUAAGGACCGACCGAAUUAGACUGGCACUUCGACUACAGACUAUACUGUUCCAUGUUUGUAGAGUAUGCCUUGAUUAAUGAUGUUAGAU
Messenger RNA from Annulohypoxylon maeteangense, 913 nucleotides. RefSeq lists its product as uncharacterized. The record is from RefSeq and is a predicted model, not a curated record. NCBI's taxonomy places the organism in Eukaryota, Fungi, Ascomycota, Sordariomycetes, Xylariales, Hypoxylaceae. The transcript has 2 exons. Bases 198 to 668 code for a protein of 156 amino acids.